Messenger RNA from Asterias rubens (European starfish), 3570 nucleotides. RefSeq names its product prolactin regulatory element-binding protein-like. NCBI's taxonomy places the organism in Eukaryota, Metazoa, Echinodermata, Asteroidea, Forcipulatida, Asteriidae. Gene Ontology annotation, cellular component: endoplasmic reticulum membrane. Gene Ontology annotation, molecular function: GTPase activator activity; guanyl-nucleotide exchange factor activity; protein binding. The coding region runs from base 41 to 1408 and encodes 455 amino acids. The record is from RefSeq and is a predicted model, not a curated record. Gene Ontology annotation, biological process: protein secretion. The transcript is spliced from 10 exons.
CUGCGUACCAGUGCAGUGAUGUAAUCGUGGCGAAAGCAAGAUGGCGACCCACUUAGCUGACCUGGAUUUUCCUCCCUAUGUCAUAAAAUGCGUCGACGAAACACACUUUCUGGUUGCCGGAGGAGGUGGUCAAGCACGAACGGGUGUUCCCAAUGCAAUAGAAAUAUUGGAGGUGCAGCGAAAGGGUCACCGUUUGUUAACCGAGAGCAAGUUGAGAUAUGAUACAGACAAUGGGGAAGACAGAAGUGCCAUCAUGAAUGCUGCUUUACGGUUUGAUGGCAAGGAGUACCUUCUAGCAACGGGAAAAGAAGAAAACUGUCAAUUCUAUAAAUUUGUCAAAGCUACAAAAGUGUUGGAAGAAGAUGGGGAAGACGUAGGGGUUUCUCAAACAAGCCAUAAAAACGAUAAAGGAAACGAUGCAGGAACAAGAAAACGAAAGAAGGGAAAGGAUUCCAAACAACCCACCAACGCAAACAACUCCAAGCCAAGUACUAAGCCCCAAGAGACAGAGGAAGACUCUAAACCAUCGGACAAUAAUUCCAAAGAGCCCACCCUUGUGACAACGUUUGAGGUUGAGAGGUUAGAGUCGGUCCAGACGGACUUCACAGAGGGUGAGAAGUACCAGAAGACAGUCUGCUUCUCUCCAAAUGGACUUUUUUUCACAGCGGCUGGAGCCGAUGGGCACAUACGAAUGUGGUCUUAUCCUUCUUGUGAGCAGCAGUACGAGAUCAAGGCUCACUCCAAAGAGGUUGAUGACAUCAUCAUUAAUCCCCUAGGAAACAGGCUGGUAUCUGUGUCUAGAGAUUCAACCGCUUCAGUGUGGAAAACAAUAGACGGAAGCAAAGUUUGCGAUCUGAUAUGGGAUGGGUUACCUGCCGAGCAAGCCAGUGGGUACAGGGUCAGAUGUUGUAGGUUUGGCUUCAUAGAGAAUGACCCCAGUAAGUCCAGUAUGUACACAAUUCACGUCCCUCGAGUCCAAGGCAAGAAGAAAAGCUCCUAUCUUACACGAUGGAAUUCCCUCAAGUUCACCACGGAGAAGACAGUCUGUACAGGAACAGAUGCACUGUCAGCAAUAAACAUUAGUCAUAGUGGUAACUAUGUAGGCGUGGGAACAAUGGGAGGUUCUAUUGGAAUCUACAUCUCUUUCAGUUUAAAAAAACUCCGCCUAGUGAGGGAUGUUCAUGGGAUAUUCGUGACGGGUCUGUGUUUUAUUCCAAUGACCAAGACGACCAGAGAGCUACUUGGUGAUUUGGAAACGGCUGUCUUGAGUGUUUCAGCCGAUAAAAAAGUAUCAAUUGUUGCUAUCGAGCCCUCAAUGGAGUUUCCAGCUUGGCUGGUGUUCGUAGGUGCAUUCCUUCUCAUCGUGCUCAUCAUCACCGGACUAGGUGCUCUGGGUUUUAACCUUUGAACUCUGACCUCUUAAGGUUCCAGCAGAUUAUUGUUGAUGAUUCAGGUGACUUUCAAUUUCAAGAAUAAGACUACUUGGUACCUGAGACUUAGCUCCUUGGGACAAGGUGUCCCUUAGCCUCCUUUGGUAACGGUCCCCAUUCAAGUCUGUUUGGCGCUAGUUGCUCCGCCUCAGGAAGUGGAAUUUGGACAUCUUCCUGGACUUGAUCUUUCCAGCGCAAUGGUGGGCGUCCUUGUUGGUCUGGUGUGAUGAAAUGUUGAAGUAGAAUUGGUACCUCGUUAAUUAAUGUGCUGUUUGAAUACCAGCGCAAUGGUGGGCGCAAUGGUGGGCGUCCUUGUUGGUCUGGUGUGAUGAAAUAUUGAAGUAGAAUUGGUACCUCAUUAAAUAAUGUGCUGUUUGAAUACCACCUGAGUAACCCUAGGGUUUUUUCGUGCCGGCCUCGCAAAGCAGUGAGUGUUGGGCUCUUGUACCAUCGUCAUACAUAAACACUUGAUGAACAAAAUCUAUAAGUGUUUAGGCUAAAGGCGUUGAAGUACAUGUUUAAAUUUGAAUCUGUUUGUCAAGGUGUAACUUCAGAAUGUGACCUUCUUAACUGCCGUUUCUGUUACGCACUCAAGGGGUCACACAGCAGGCCAUUGCCCUCAAAAAGAACAUAAAUAUUUCCAGGAAUCCAGAAUUAGUAGUGUAUUGAUGAAAGUCGUGUUUUUAUGAUUUUUUUUUCUCUUCUGUUUAAAACAGAAAGUGUCUCUCAAUCAAUCCCGUGGCGACAACCAAUUCUUGUUGUUGUCUGGAUUUUCAGAACAGAAGUGUGUUAUGUGGGGAUUGGAUUGGUCAUGAUAAGAGUGUGCUGUUAACUAUUUCAUGUUUAUUUAUUGUAUUUGUUAUAAAUAGAACAACUUUAUAAGUUAAUAAGCACUAUUGCAUAGUUGGGCCAAGUAUAACAGUGCUGUUUAAAGGGGGAUGUGUGGUCAUGAUUAUAGCAGGCUUUUGGUUGCACAUAAAAUUAUGACCUGUCACAAAGAACAAUAUUAUUGAUUUACUCCUUUCCUAAAAACUAUGGCAUUUUAAGCAAAACUAUUUCAAGGAGGUUUCCCACCAUUAGGCCUAAUAUUUAUACCAUUUAAGUAAGGUCCAAAUCUGUGAACAUUUAUAUUUUCAUCUUAUAAAUGUUGUACACACCCUGUGAGUUCGAUUUCUUAUUUUCAUUUUUACUUGGGAAAAACUUUUCUGGAAUUUAUAUUUAAAGUCAAUAUCAUGUGUACAUGUAUGUCAGUCCAUGUACAGUAGGCCUACUCGAUAAAAUGUUCCUACUUUUUUCCCAAAUGACCAAACACCAUGCUAAAAACACAUACCAUUGUUGUGGCAAUUUCGUGUGCCCUUUACAAUUUUCUUCACCAAGCAAUUACGUGGUUGCCAACCUAAAGUCUACUCCAGUGAGUCUAUACUUAUUGAUUGGCGAGGCAAGGCCGCUAUUAAUAAUUACACAAAAUAUUCACGGUGAAGGAGAAAUAAUAUGCACUCUUUCUAAGAAGCGGACAUGUUUUCUUUCCCAUUUAAAAUCAAUCAAACUAAAGUGAGGCUCAGAGGAAAAAAUAGACUGGCACCUUUGUUCAUAUGAUGAGAAUCAACAUUUAAAAUCGAUGGGUGUAUUCAGGGAACCUGACAUCGAUAGUUGCAGCUUCUCAUUUCUCCACACUGAUGUAAUGUUUCAAAUGCUUGUGGUAGUUGCCCUUUUAUGCAUUUUUCAAAACCUUUUUGAAUCCCUGUAGACAUGCACAUCUGUCAAAUUCUCACGCCAAAUUAGCAGUACUAUGAAACAUGUAUGGGUUUAUUGAUUUAAAUGAGAACAAACGUCUUAAGCCAUGUAAAGAGACUUGCAAGUUUUUCAUUAGUACAGCUACAUCAUUGGUAAUUAAAAGGCCAUGGUAGAGGAGGAAUUCAUUAAUGAUGCAUUGAGCUAGGUUGUUUGUGAGAAUUUAUGUGCAGAACAUAUUUGUGGACUUACUUUACACAUUAUGAAGUAUUUAUGGGGUUGACUCAAAUGAGGACAGACAUUUUGAAUUGAAAAGGGAGACUUGCAACAUAAGAGUCUCGAAAUCAAGCAUCUGAAAGCACACAACUUCGUGUGACGGGUGUUUUUUCUUUGAUUAUUAUCUCACAAC